AUGAGGUUGAGAGAAACAAUCCGUGCCCCCUCACGGUACGAGGAUGAAUGUGAGCUCUCGCCAGGUGUUUCUCGGCGUCGACUGCCACGACGCAGAAGAGGAAUGGCAGAGGAAAGGUGUAUCCCUUAUGUUGACUUCAACCCGAAUCUGCCUCCUGCCGCGUUCCCUACCCUCGACCACCCGCGUCCCGCAGGACAGGGCCCUCCUUCCUUCACUCAGCCAGAACCCAGUCAUGUUCCUUCUUCGUCAACAUCAAGCUCUUCCUCUGAUGAUGCCGAUAAUGCUGGUUCUGUAGCUGACAGACAUCAUCUAGACGCGUUCAAGUUGUAUUGUCGUGACAUCCCCCCAGAAGAACUCGACAAUUUCGUCGCGAGUAAUGGUCCUCAGAACCCACAAUACAGGAGAAACAUGGCGCUGUUAGCAAGAGAAGAGAGCUCAGAUCUCGAGAUUAGUGAAGACGAUGACGACCAACGAUGGGUUGUCCGUGAAGAACAAAUGCCUGAGGAUCCGCAGUGGCACGAUCUUCCGAUUAGUUUACAGAUCGAGAUUGCGGAGAACAUGCUCGAGCACCACAUGUUGUCCACAGUUCAGCUCCUGCUUGGUCUGAACCAGGAUGAUAUUGAGCAACUGACGUGCAAUCUCCAGCGACACAACGAGGAUCUCGAAUAUGAAAAUCUUGUUCUUGAAGAAAUGCGCGCUAAGCAGUUGGAGGCAUUGAUGUGUCUCGAUAAUUCCGAUCUGAAAAAACAUGCAGUGCCAGCGCGGCUCGUCAUGGCCAGCAAAUUGUGGAAUCGCGCCCAUCGUGUGAUUCGAAAGCGGUCAAAGUGGAGAUAUUUGCUUUGUCAGGUGGGAGAUCUUUUGUUGGCACGGAAAUUUCUGUCUAAGCGAGGUUUAUCUAUGAUAUAUGCGGGGGAAUGGGAUAAUCAAUUUGUUGCGGUUCCAUCAUUAUCCAAUACAACGGGCGUUCCUGAAACAAUGGAAUGGAAAGGGGCUAGGGAGCCACCACCAGAUCCAAUUAAUGCGGCUGGAAAUGAUGGGUUGUUGUCGAAUAACACACCUCGCUCUUCCACUGCAGGACGAUCUAAUGUCCAAAUUGCACCUCCCAGUACUGUCACAGACCAGCGGGGUGAACAAUCAACAGCAGAACAAGGGCAUGACUCGAGGACUUUGGAGAACGAUCAACAAGCUUCCAGCAACCGACAUGAUAGAGAACUGUUCCUACCAAAUCAGGCCCUUGUGCGUCUCAGGAUUGGUCCCAGAAAUGCUGCUCGCAUACAUGUCGAACAAACAACUCAGCCAUUUACGCCACCUCGUCGACACAAAGGUCCUUCGCCGUCUGCUAGUCCCCGCCCGCAGAGCAUAGUCACAGAGGCAAACAGUGAUGAUACGAUUGAAGAACCACCUUCUGAGUGGAAUACGUCCGAUGAGCUGCACAACCAAUAUCCAAUGCCUGUGCUUCGCAGGAUUGGUUCCUGGUCGACAGAUCGGACUCACCCCCAGCCAUCAGAACAUUCAAAUUCAACAAGGUCGUUGUCGGGAAGUUUCGAUAACAGCAUGCAUCAUGGUCCGUCAGCAGUACAACCCAGAGCUUAUCAAUUCAAUCAGCCCAAUACAAGGGAUACGCAUGAUCCGUUCACAAUUGAUGCUGCGGGCUCGAUUAAUUCUAGCCCUCCACGAUCAUCAGACUUGCCAUCCAGAAUGGAAGGUAUAGUUUAUGAAAAUGCACGAGCACCGAGUGUGAGAAACACCAUUCCGACCCCAGCGGCAUCCUCACCGACCUGCAUGACGACGACAAAUCGGACAGUUGACAAGAAUCAAGCUGGAUCUCUAACGGUGAAUCCCGAAAUGUAUCUCGCAACACCGAAGUCCUAUCGCACUGUCGCUCGUGACACACAGUUCCAGUCUAACAUUUCGGCACACCAAAACUCUUCAUUUGCGCUAAUUGACGAGGCACAGUCCAAAUCUCCACUAUACUCGAUGCCCCCAUUCUCCUUAAAAUCACACGGAGAGGUGACACAGACAGAUACGGAUGAGCUUGCUGCAUCUAAUGCUAUGCAAGUUCUCCGACUGCUGAGCCCAAUCAAGGUAGCGAAGGGAAAUACCGACGAAGCCAGCGAGGUCGUGGCUGAUCAGCCAAAGCCAGUUACCAGCACGAAAAUGGCAAAUGAAGUACGGCAGGAGGUUACAGAUCCAUUGUCAAUGAAGCAACAACGAAAGUCCGUCAAAUAUACCAACCCACUUUUUGGAUUUGAUAGCUUUGAAGUUUACGCAGACAAUCAAGCACCACAGGAUGUCAAUACUAGCCACGCAGAUCCGCAGGGUACGGUGACGACCCCAUCGACGAAUCCAUUUGGAAGUGAGAACUCCGGGGUGGCAGAUAGCUCUAAAACUCAAGUGGAGAUAUCAUGCGCAAAUGAACCUGAAAAUGUCGAUGCGAACCAAGCAGUCGCCAGAGAUGUCCCCAGUGAUCACCUCUCACCCAUUUCUGGAAACGCCCCUGUGGAGACAUCACCGUCACCCCGAAAGACGCGGCAAUCGACAAAUAAGGAACAUCUCGCGAGCAUAAAGCGAGAUCCCAGCGCUGAGUUGAAAAAUGCGCAGCCAAAGCGAAACAAAAAUACCGAUUCGACCACCAGCCCUCCUCAGCGCGCCACUCGCGGACGAGGACGACCUCGCAAGAACAAAGCCUAG
Molecule: messenger RNA, 2691 nt
Organism: Talaromyces stipitatus ATCC 10500
Lineage: Eukaryota; Fungi; Ascomycota; Eurotiomycetes; Eurotiales; Trichocomaceae
Exons: 2
Coding region: 1-2691 (896 amino acids)
Source: RefSeq, a predicted model, not a curated record